AUGAAGGCAAUUGUCAUAGACGAGUUUGUCACAAAACUUGAACAGAUCCAUACCACUGAGGUCCCAACGCCAACGCCAGCGCAAGAUGGUUUCCUCAUCGAGGUCGAAGCGGCAGGAGUGAACUUCGUGGACAUCCUCUACGCCCAAGGAAAGCAUCAGAACAACCGCUCACUCGUUCGUCCUCCUUUUACUCUCGGCCUGGAGCUCGCCGGGACCGUCCUCUCGGCGCCCUCGCGCUCCAUCUUCAAGCCUGGCGACAAGGUCUUCGCCGGCCACACGGGAGCAUACAGCGAGGUCAUCGCCCUCCCCUCAACUGCUGUCGUGCGCCGGAUCCCUUCUUCGUGGGACGUCUCCGGCGCGGCCGGGAUAGCCGCCACCCUUCCCGUUGCCUACGGAGCCUUCGUGAGGGCUGGUUUACAGCCUGGGCAGACUGUCCUCGUUCAUGCUGCGGCAGGUGGUCUGGGUACCAUGGCCGUCCAAGUUGCCAAGGCCAUGGGCUGUCGCGUCAUCGGAACGGCGGGUUCCGCGGAGAAAUGCGCCGUAGCGAGGAAAUACGGUGCUGAGGCCUGCAUCAACUACUCCGAUGAAAAGGAAUGGUGGAAGCGAGUGCUCGACCUGACUGGGGGCGAUGGUGUCGACGUUGUUUUUGACCCCGUCGGCCUGCUCAACUUGUCUUUGAAAUGCACGGCUCAUUUCGGGAAGCUUCUCAUAGUUGGAUUUGCUGGCGGCGAGAUUGAGAAUGUCCCUGCGAAUCGCCUGCUGUUGAAGCAGGCGUCUCUGAUCGGAUACCGUUUCGGCGAAACUUUGCGGCGAUCACCGGAGGAGGACGAGGUGCUAUGGAGCGGUCUGCAAUCCUUGAUCGACUCGGGCGCCGUCGUCCCUGUCGUGUAUGAUACCCGUUAUAGCGGACUCGACAGCGUCCCGCAGGCUCUCCAAGACAUGAUGGACAGGAAGGUGUGGGGGAAAGCCGUCAUCACAGUGAAAGAAGUAGCCGAGGCCCGGCACGGAGCAAGACUGUAA
Molecule: messenger RNA, 1020 nt
Organism: Verticillium nonalfalfae
Lineage: Eukaryota; Fungi; Ascomycota; Sordariomycetes; Glomerellales; Plectosphaerellaceae
Exons: 3
Coding region: 1-1020 (339 amino acids)
Cellular component (GO): mitochondrion
Molecular function (GO): zinc ion binding; oxidoreductase activity
Source: RefSeq, a predicted model, not a curated record